GUUGGUUUGCCACUCGUCUUCUAAACGCAUCCUAAAACAAGUUGUACAUUUUUUAUACGAAUAUUUUUAUAAGGAAAAUAAAAUUAAUAUGAAAAAGUUGGUUCAAAAACAAUAAAGCGCUAUGGCUCUCAUAUUGGAAGAAAACGGUAACUUAUUGAACAUUUUUGAUCAGGAGAGAUUUAGCUACAAUAAAACGAAGAGGUUAUUGACUGAUCGAGAAAAUAAUAAUUUAAACGUUACGCCAUUGGGUAAACGUACUGCAAUUUCAAUUGAGGAAUAUGGUAGAGCUCUUCUUGGGAAGAAGAUAGUAAAUUCACCUAUCAAACUUAGCGAAAAUGUUGAGAAUCGCAUGAGGAAUAGUUUACCUCAUUCUAAACGAAGACGAUUUUUUAAUCUUAACCGAUUUUGGAAUAACGGCGGUGCGCUUUACAGAAGACUUCAGAGGUGGGAAAAAACCUGGAUUUUGGAACAUAAUCCGGUUUACUUUGACGACAUUAUGGCGGCUGAAGCGUUUGACGUUUUUGCCGCCGACGAUGAAAUGUUGCAUAGUAACAACGAAUCGAUGACGAGCUUCUCGAAUCCAAACUAUACCCUGCACGCUGACGCCUUGAAUAGUAACCUACCGGAUGUUCAUACAAUUGGCAUGAAAUCGCCAGAAAGUGAUGAUAGUACAUUCACAUCUCCGACAACCGGAGAACAGCGCCUAGUGCGAGUACAACAUUCUAUUGAUGAUGAGGAUGAGCAGGGUAAUCGAGGUUUUAGCGGCUAUUAUUCCUCCAUCGCCUUCUCGAAGGAUCCCAUUAGUAAUGACAAUACCGGACGGAAUACAUACGAUUCAAUCGUUAAUUCGCCCGACUCAAAUGAUAGUGGGAUUCAAGCUGAUUCUAAGCGACUUCCAGACGGUUGGGAGAAGCAUGAGGACGAAAAUGGACCUUAUUACUGGCACGUAAAAAGUGGUAAAAUACAAAGAGAUAAACCGUCCGAAGAAGAGGUUUGCGUCUCAGUCGAACAAUUAGAUCAAGCUCUGGCCAAGCAGUGUUCCACAACUAAGGAAACUAGUAAUGAAACACGAAGAUGCCAAUUAUCUGAAUCGAAUGAAACUGAAAAACCCGUUCGUUAUGCUGUACGGUCUUUAGGAUGGGUUAGAAUGCAAGACGAAGACUUGACUCCGGAAAGGAGUAGUAAAGCGGUGAAUAAAUGUAUUGUCGACUUGUCGUUGGGCAGGAAUGAUAUAAACGACGUUGUCGGACGUUGGGGAGACGGAAAAGACUUAUAUAUGGAUAUCGAUAUGGAAUGCCUAAAGUUAAUUGAUCCUCAAGAUACCACUAUCGUCAACGUUCAACCUAUACAUUCGAUAAGAGUUUGGGGAGUUGGACGAGAUAAUGGAAGAGACUUUGCUUAUGUAGCUCGCGAUACGUCCAGCAAAAGGCACAUGUGCCACGUUUUUAGAUGCGAUACGCCUGCCAAACAAAUCGCCCAUACUUUACGAGACGUUUGCCGAAAGAUUAUGCAAAAACGAAAAUUUGCUCAGCAACCUUGCGGUGCAGGUUCGGCCAGAAGGCCGAAUAAUUUGCCGAAUCUGGCCGAUAGAGAAGGUGCAACCGGAUGUCAUGAAUCAGCCAAUUUUGAUGCCGUCUACAGAGCUACAAGAUUUCCAACUCCAAUGGAGGAGCCUAGAAAGAUGGUUAAGUGCCACUAUUUGGGUAAUUGCCAAGUGGCAAGACCAACAGGCAUCGAUGUACUUAACCAAGCAAUGGAUAAACUGUUAACAACAGUACCUCGAGAAAAUUGGCUAUUAGUUGCGGUAUCUAUAGCACCGUCAACAAUCACCAUAGCGGACAGCGCAAAUAACGAUCACGUAUUAGCCGAAUGUCGAGUUCGUUUCUUGUCCUUUAUGGGCAUAUCAAAAAAGAACAUUCAAGUGUUAGCUUUCAUAAUGCAUACCGUUCAAGAUUCAUUUAUAGCCUAUAUUUUCCACUGUGAACCGACUGCUGGUCCCCUUUGUAAAACUAUCGAGGCGGCUUGUAAAUUACGAUUUCAAAAAUGCUUAGACGCCCACCCACAUACACCGGACGGAAGGGCUAAAGCCGCUCAAGCUUCUAGACUGCAGAAAGAGAAGGAGAGAAGAGAAUUAGACGCUCAACAACCACUAAACGUCUUAGCGAAUAAACUAGGUACGAAUGUCAAUGGAAUUCUGGAAAAGGCCAACAAUAUAAAGAUAGGAGGAUUUGGAGCUAGUAUUAAACAAGGAGUUCAAACCGUCCUUGGUAAAAUUGGAAAGUCUAAAUCCAAAUCUGAAACCUAA
Molecule: messenger RNA, 2305 nt
Organism: Dimorphilus gyrociliatus
Lineage: Eukaryota; Metazoa; Annelida; Polychaeta; Dinophilidae
Source: the annotation of a GenBank genome assembly